AAUUGUGAUCUUUCUCACUCAUGUUGAACAACAAAACUUUCAGUAAACAGAUGAUAUGUAAUCAUUUAAAUAGAUCAUGUUUUUUUCAGGUGUUGAUGCUCUAUCUUUUAGUAUAUUGCAUAAAAAAAAAUUCUCUGACUUGUUGAAGCAUAAUCCUAAUAAAUAUUUAUGGGAUGAUUUUUGGCUAUUUUCUUGAUAGUGCUCAAAAGUUGGUAUUGAAUAACUUUACUAUAGUACUACCAAAUGAACUAAUAAUUUGGGUUUAGUGGUCUCAGACAUAAAAAAUAAAACAUUGAAAUUUUGACCAGUGCCUCGGUUGACGUGCUCUUAAAUUUGAAACUUAUGAUAAUAAUUUCAGAUCAGAAUUUCUUGAAAUAAACAAGAAAAUUCUUAUUUUGUGGCGUAAAAGAUCGCAAGUCUUAAAUAUAUUUUCUUCAAAAUGAUUAUUGUUGGUAUUAUCGACAUAAAAAGAAUUUCUGUUCUCAAUAUUUUAAGAUAAUCAGAGUCCAACUGAUAGUAUCAUACUUGAAACUUAUGACCAUUUAAUCAAUAAUUAUUUAGAAUUAUUUGUGAUACUCGUAGUUAGAUAGAUAGCUUCUGAUUGUUGAUACAUGCUAUUAUGAUAAUUCAAUUCAAAUUUUAAGUCUAAAAUGUACAAACAAGUUUUUUGCCUCAUUUUAAAAAAAAAUUCACACAUAGUACAUACAUUAUUUCAAUUGGUUAAAGAAAGCGGAGGCAAAAAACUCGACAUGAUGUUAUUUUAAAAAAAAAGAAAAUAAACAAUCAAAUUUAAGAUCGUAAAGAGUUAAGGAGUCCCAUCAAAAAAGUCACUUUUCGCUAGAAUCAUUGAAAUUGAGAUGAAUACAUGGGGAGAUAGCCUGUCAUUUACUCUUUCAUAAAUGAUAAAAAAUUUUCUUCAAUACGUCCUUUUUUCCGAAAAAUUUUCAAGAUUUUUGACAACCCCUAUUUGAAAAGUCAGCGGUUUUUGGAAAAUCCAAAAAUCUUUUUCGUUUUGACUCAAAAUGGUGGUCGAACGAUGCAUCUCCAACGAAAGUCAAAUAUUUUUUUUUGUUUGAAAGAGUAUCAAAAACUGCAGUACCUAUAGAAGCCCCUUUUUUUUGAUAAAGCUUUGUUAUUAUUAUAUUGAUAAGCAAUUUUAUAAUAUGAGCGCCAUUUUUUUGACAGAUUUUUCAGUGAUUGAAUUUUCAGGCCUUUUUUUUUAUACCAGAAAGAUAAGAGUAAAAAAGAACGGGCCCUCAUAGGUACUGCAUCCUUUCAACUUGUUUGGCUCGUAUCUCCCUUAUGCAUUAGGAUAGGAGGCUAAAAAUUUUACCACAGACGUCCUUUUACAGCUCCAACAUAUCAUUAAAGUUUCAUGACAUGUGGAUGGCCUUAAAUGAUGCAAUCGAGAAAUAUUGAGAUUAUCAUUUGUAUGAAAAUAAUUCGAUAAUAGAAAGAAAAUUUUGUUGAACAUAAUCAUUUAUUCAUAGAAUAAGUUACAUGCACGUAUAGAAUUUCAUAUGAUGUCACUAGUCGAUUCAUCAUACUUUUUGCUAUUCUUUACUGUUCGAUAUGCAUGAAUGAUUAUUAUAAAUAUUAAAACAUAUAUAUGAACUAAUAAUAUUCAUUUGUGUUAGGUAACAACGUAAUUCUUAGAAGUACUUAAAUAAAAGUGACACCAUAAAAACACAAUAAAAAUUUGAUGCUAACUAAGAAAAAAACAAUGUGGCGUAGGCGUCGUCAUUCGCUUCGUAAUUGUAUUAUUUUUGUUAUAUUACUAGUACUUAUGUUUACAAUUUUUUUGUCCUUUUCUUCUCCAUCCACUUUUCGAUCAAAAGAUUGGUUAUAUACAACACAAUUAUCAACUAUAAAAACUACUUCAAAAUCUAUUCUAAGACAAGCUGAUCUUCCAGAUAUAUUUGAAUUAUCUCUAUGGCGUCAUAUUCUUAUUGGUGCUAUAGGUAAUCAAACUUUUUGUGAAGUUCCUGCUCAAUAUCGUUCUAUUGCUAAUGCUUAUUGUCGAGCACAAGGUCGAGAUGAUUGUCCUAUGAUUCCAUGUACUCUUAUUUAUCUUAGUGAUGAAUUUACAACAUAUGUUGAAUGUCUUCGAGGUGGAAGAAUGGCAAUUGGAGUAGAACCUGAUUGGGUAUGUCGAAAAAGUCCAGCUUUAGAAUUAUUUUCUAAUCCUCGUCGAAAACCAUCUUUAUCUGCUGAAGCAUAUACUACAUUAACUUCGGAAUUAUAUGGUCAAGCAUUAGCACAAUAUCGUGAUGAAGAAACAUGUAGAUGGGGUUUAACAUUGGAAGGUGAAUCAAUAGGAUAUUAUCCAUCUGUUGCUCAUAGAAAACGAGUUCUAUCAUUGUUUGAUAUUACUAUUGGGUAUGAUCGGCGAUUUUUUGAUCUUGUUACGGAUGUACAUUUACCUGAUUAUGUAGAUAAAAUAACAAAUAACAACAAACAACGAUUGACAGUAAAACAAGUACUUAGAAAAAGAUUUCGAGGGAUGUCACCUGUUCUAUGGAUAAAUAGUAAUUGUAAUACUCCAUCAAAUCGUACUGCAUAUAUGCUUGAAUUAAUGCGUUAUGUUCGUGUUGAUGUUCGUGGUAAAUGUGGAAAUCCAUUAUGGAAUGAAUCAUUAUCUGUAAUUGAUCCUAAAAGAUUAGCUACAGAAAAAUUAAAUCUUGUUCGACAAUAUCUUUUUACAGUUUCUAUUGAAAAUAGUUUAGAAUAUGAUUAUGUUACGGAAAAAUUAUGGCAACCAUUAGCUGCUGGAAGUAUUCCACUUUAUUUAGGUGCACCAAAUAUUGAUGAAUGGCUUCCAUGUUAUAAUUAUUCAUGUAUUAUUCAUUUAAGAAAUUUUAAUUCUGUAAAAGAUGUUGCCAAUUUAAUACAUAGUCUUGCAGAAAAUAAAACACUUUAUGCUGAAUAUCAUCAAUGGAGAAAUGAAGAAAAUGUUCGACCAAGUUUUAUCAAAAUGAUUAAUUAUUUUCAACAAGCAAAUCGACAUUCAAUUGAAUGUCUUCUUUGUGAUAUGGUUUAUAGAAAUGAUCAUGGAACAAUUAGACGAAAAUUAUUAGCAGCUAAUAAUCCAUUUAAUGAUACAUUUCCUUCUUUAGUUUAA
Messenger RNA from Rotaria sordida, 3121 nucleotides. The record is from the annotation of a GenBank genome assembly. NCBI's taxonomy places the organism in Eukaryota, Metazoa, Rotifera, Eurotatoria, Philodinida, Philodinidae.